Strongyloides ratti is the source of this 4500-nucleotide messenger RNA. RefSeq names its product Helicase, C-terminal domain and Helicase-associated domain and Domain of unknown function DUF1605 domain and Helicase, superfamily 1/2, ATP-binding domain and P-loop containing nucleoside triphosphate hydrolase domain-containing protein. Gene Ontology annotation, molecular function: RNA binding; 3'-5' DNA helicase activity. Gene Ontology annotation, cellular component: ribonucleoprotein complex; nucleolus; intracellular anatomical structure. Gene Ontology annotation, biological process: regulation of mRNA processing; positive regulation of transcription by RNA polymerase II. The record is from RefSeq and is a predicted model, not a curated record. NCBI's taxonomy places the organism in Eukaryota, Metazoa, Nematoda, Chromadorea, Rhabditida, Strongyloididae. The transcript has 4 exons. The coding region runs from base 1 to 4500 and encodes 1499 amino acids.
AUGGAUUGUAAAUAUUAUUCAACAAAAAAAAUAUCUCCAAUAAAAAUAUUAAAUUUUGAUGUAUCAGUUAAUAAUUCUAAAAUGAUUCUUAAUCAAAUUUUAAGUAAAGAAGGUAAAUCUGCUGUUGAUUUUAAUACUGAAAUUAUAUCAAAUACCCAACCAUUUACAUUUAAAUCUACUGCAAAAGUAAUUUUAGAUUCAGGAAAUAUUUAUUAUGGUGAAGGAAUAGGUCAAUCAAAACGUAUAUCAACAGCAGAAUGUGCUUAUGUUAUUCUUCAAAAAAUAUUUAGUAACAAAGAAUAUAUAACAGAUGAUAAAAAAAAAAUAAUACCAUAUCCAAUUGUUGAUGUUCCUUUAGAUGAAAAAUUAUAUAAUGAUAUAAAAGCAUUUUAUAAAUGGUUAAAAAUAAAUUUACCUGAUUUUACAAUUGUUGAUAAUGAGUUAAAAGAAUCAGAUUUUAUAAAUAUAUCACCACCAAAUUUAUUUAAUUUAGAAAAAGAAUUUUCAGAAUUUACAAAUAAUAGUAAUUAUAAAAGAAAUAGUAGGAAAACUGCUAUGGAUAAAUGGUCUCCACCAAAAGCUGAUUACAAUUGUUGGACUAAUACUUUUAUUUGUGAUAGUUUAUUUAAAGGAAAAAAUCUUGAUGAAGUAUCUAAAAUUUUAUUUAAUAUUGAAAAAAGAAAAACAGAAGAUUAUAAUUUAGAGGCAGAAAGGCAAAAGUUGCCUAUCUAUAAAAAGAAGAAGGAUAUUGUUAAAAUGAUAGAAGAAUCACAAGCAAUACUUAUUAAAUCAUCUACAGGUUCUGGAAAAAGUACACAAGUAGCACAAUUUUUAUUAAAACAUUAUAUUGAUAAUGGAAAAGGUGCUAAAUUUAAUUGUUUAAUUUCACAACCUCGAAGAUUACCAGCAAUUAGUUUAGCUAAAAGAGUUGCAGAAGAAAGAUAUGAAACUAUUGGUGAUUCAGUUGGAUAUUGUGUUCGUUUUGAUAAAUUAUAUCCAAGACCAUUUGGUUCAAUUGUUUUUGGAACUGUUGGAACAAUAUUAAAAAAGUUAUCAAGUGGUUUAAAAGGAAUUUCUCAUAUAAUUGUUGAUGAAGUUCAUGAAAGAUCUCUUGAAACAGACUUUUUGUUAAUAAUAUUAAAAAAAAUGUUAUCAAUAUAUAAAGAACUUAAAGUUAUCCUUAUGUCAGCUACAAUUGAUACAAAACAAUUUGAAGAAUAUAUUGAUAAUAUUAAAGUAAUAGAAAUUGAAGGAAAUUCUUUUGAUGUAAUGGAAUUGUAUUUAGAUGAAUUUAUUCAACAUUAUAAACUUUAUCCAUCUACUUUUAUUUCACCACCAGGUUAUGAUGAAAAUUCAAAUUUAUGGAGAUUUGAUUAUUUUCCAGAAAAAAAAUUGAUAUCUCCUUUGGCAAAAUAUAUAACAGAACAAAUUGAAACUAGUAAUGAUGUUCCAUAUGACAUUAUAAGAAUAAUGGUUGAAGAAAGUUGUAAUGCAAUGUUUUCUUCCAAUGAAAUUGGAUCAAUAUUAAUUUUUCUUCCUGGAUGGAAUGAAAUUUUAUUAUGUAUAGAAGAAUUAACUAAUUCAUCUAGUUAUGAUAUCUAUUGGUUAUUACCUUUACAUUCAAAUUUACCUUAUGAAAAUCAAAAAGAAGUUUUUAAACCUCCACCUAAGGGUAAAAUUAAAAUUAUUGUGGCUACAAAUAUUGCUGAAAGUUCAAUAACUGUUAAUGAUGUUUUAUAUGUUAUAGAUUCAUGUAAACAAAAAAAACAAUUGGUUAAACAUAAUACUGCAACAUGUUUUUUUGAAGUCUCCUGGGCAUCUAAAGAUUGUAUGGAUCAAAGAAAAGGGCGAGCUGGUCGAUUGAGAAAUGGAUAUUGUUAUCGUUUAAUAUCUAGAAAUCUAUGGCAUUUACUUCCUCAACAUAAUGAAGCUGAAAUAAAAACUGCACCUCUUGAUACAAUUAUAUUAGAAAUUAAAGCAUUAGAAUUAGGUGAUUCAGUAGAUUUCUUAAAGAAUUCAAUGGAAGAAAUUGAUGAAAAAAACAUUAAAGAAUCUGAAGAAUAUCUUCAACAAUUAUCAGCUUUAGAUAAAGACAAAAACUUAACAUACAUUGGAAAGAUGAUGCAACGUCUUCCUUUUGCUCCAGAUACAGCAAAAUGUGUUAUAACAGCAACACUUUUUAAUUUAGCGGAUUCAAUAGCAAUUAUUUGUGGUUACUACAACUCAAAUCUUUCUUUAUUUAAAUAUCCAUAUUAUCAAAAUGGGAUAUCAGAUGCUAUUCUUUUUUUAUGUGGUGAUUUUAUAAGUGAUCAUGUUCUUCCUUUAAUGGCAUUGAAGAUGGAUAAAAUUAAACAUGAAGAUUCUCAAGAUAUUUUAUCUAUUAUGAAAAAAAUAAAUCAUGACACUAUAAAUUAUCUAAUUUUGGUUAAAAAUCAAAUAUUUAAUGUUUUAAAUGAACAAUUUAAGAAUACAAAGUUUUAUGAAUAUGGUGUAUCAAAUAAUAAAGAAUCAUCUGCUCAAAUGCAUGUUAUUUUAUCUCUUUUAGUUAAAUCUUUUUAUCCAAAUAUAGCAUUUCAAACUAAGAAACGUUCUUUUAUUGAUAUGGAUGGAGAUAAAGUAUCUCUUAACAAAACAUCUGUAUUGUCUUUUGAUAAAAAUAAUUAUGAAAAUAGAUCUCCUUUUAUUAUUUAUAGUCAAAAAAUUAUAUCAAAAUAUACAAUGUUUAAGGAAUGUUCAGUUAUUUCACCAUUACAAUUAUUAUUAUUUGGAUGUAAUAACGUUAUUUAUAAAGGAGGAAAUUCAAUAAUUUUAGAUGGUGUAUUUGAAUUUCAUAUUAAUCCAAAGUUUGGACAAAUGGUUAUUUAUCUUAAAGUUGUUAUUGAUAAUUUAUUACAAUCAUUAUGUGCUAAAGGUAAUUUGUCUGAAAAAGAAUCAGCAAUUAAAUAUUAUGUUAGAAAUUUAGUAGAAAGAAUCUCAACUAUGGCUUACACUGUUAAUGGUUAUUGGUGGUGUCCUCCUCCUCCACCACCACCUGCACCAAAACCAAUACCUCCUCCACCCCCACCACCACCACCACCACCUACACCUGCACCAUUACCUCCAGUAACAGUACCUCCAACAACUAUUCCUCCAACAACAGUACCUCCAACAACUGUUCCUCCAACGACACUAGAAAUAUCAACAACAUCUUCAGAAACAACAACAAUUUCUCAAGAAAUAACAACAACAACAACAAAAAUUUCUCAAGAAACAACGACAUCUUCAGAAACAACAACGAUUUCUCAAGAAAUAACAACAACUCCAGAAAUAACAACAAUUUCUCAAGAAACAACGACAUCCCCAGAAACAACAACAACUUCUCAAGAAACAACGACAUCUCCAGAAACAACAACAAUUUCUCAAGAAACAACGACUUCUCCAGCAACAACAACAACUUCUCAAGAAACAACGACAUCUCCAGAAACAACAACAAUUUCUCAAGAAACAACGACAUCCCCAGAAACAACAACAAUUUCUCAAGAAACAACGACAUCCCCAGAAACAACAACAAUCUCCCAAGAAACAACGACAUCUCCAGAAACAACAACAAUUUCUCAAGAAACAACGACAUCCCCAGAAACAACAACAAUCUCCCAAGAAACAACUACAUCUCCAGAAACAACAACAAUUUCCCAAGAAACAAAGACAUAUCCAAAAACAACAACAAUUUUUCAAGAAACAACGACAUCUCCAGAAACAACUUCUUCAGAAAUGGUUCAAACAAUUACAACAACAACCAAAUGUCCAUCAACAAAUACUUGUUCUUGUUGUCAUACAGAUUGUUAUUUCUCUUAUAAUGGUACAAAAAUGAAGUUCGUAUGGGGUUUAAGCAUUUUAGAAAAACAUACAUCAAAAGAUAAUGAAUUAAUCAAGGAUAACCAAAUAACAGGUAGUUGGAUAUUUAAUGGUAAAACAUGGGACUAUAAGAGUCUUCAAAAAGAAUCAAAAAAUUCAAAAAAUAUGCUUCAACUUUAUGAAACAUUAAAGAAAAUAAAAAUUUAUACUACUGAUAUUAAAUAUACUGAUAAGGAAAAAAGUAAUAAUACCAAAAAUAAUAAGGAAAAACAAAAAGGUGGAAAAAAUGAUACAAAAAAACAAAAAGAUGAUAAAAAGAAAAAAGAAGAAAAAAAAGACGAUAAAAAUAAAAAGGAAAAAAAAAAUGAUGAACAAAAUAAUAAGGAGGAACCAAAAGAUGAUAAAAAUAAAGAAGAUAAAGACGCAAAUGAAUCAGUAAAUUCAGAGGAGUAUGAUACAACUAAUGCUAAUUGUAAUAAGAAAAAAGAUAAAAAGAAAAAAGAAGUACAAAAAAAUGAUAAAAAAGAUGAAAAAAAAGAUGAUGAUAAUAAAGAAAAUAAAAAUGAAUUAUUAAAUUCAGAGGAGUAUGAUACAAAUAAUGAUAAUUGCAAUAAGAAAGAUAAAAAAAAAGGUAGUAAAAAAAAAUCUAAAAAAAAGAAAGAUUAA